Coccinella septempunctata (seven-spotted ladybird) is the source of this 1332-nucleotide messenger RNA. It is a transcript of the gene Pabp2, whose product is annotated as polyadenylate-binding protein 2. Gene Ontology annotation, molecular function: RNA binding. NCBI's taxonomy places the organism in Eukaryota, Metazoa, Arthropoda, Insecta, Coleoptera, Coccinellidae. Bases 165 to 848 code for a protein of 227 amino acids. The record is from RefSeq and is a predicted model, not a curated record. The transcript is spliced from 5 exons.
AUGAUUAUGACAGGAUGUUCUUUGAGUUUUUUUGAGCAUCUACAUUAUUUCUAUGACAUAUUUGUCCCCGCCAUUUGUUAUAUGUGUUGUAAGCCGGUGUUUCCAUUAAAUUGCAAAAUUCUAAUAUCUAUAGUUGCUGAGAGGACAUUUUAAACAAAUACGAUAUGGCUGAUAGCGAAGACUUGGGUUUAGGACCCGAAGAUCAGUUGGACAAUUUAGAUGAUGCUAAUGGUAUUACUGAUGAAUCAAUAUUGAAUGAUACCGAAGUUGAUGGAGCUACCGGAGACGAUCCAGAAAUGGAAGCAAUUAAAGCAAGGGUUCGAGAAAUGGAGGAAGAAGCAGAAAAAUUGAAGCAAUUACAAAGUGAAGUUGAUAAACAAAUGAAUAUGGGAAGCCCCCCAGGGAUGACUAGUCCACUAAAUAUGUCGAUAGAGGAAAAAAUGGAGGUUGAUAAUCGCAGCAUUUAUAUAGGAAAUGUUGAUUAUGGAGCUACAGCAGAUGAGUUAGAACAACAUUUUCAUGGCUGUGGUUCAAUGAAUCGUAUCACAAUACAACGCAACAAAUAUGAUGGACAUCCUAAAGGGUUUGCUUAUAUUGAAUUCGUAGAUAGAGAUUCUGUACAAACUGCUAUGGCUUUGGAUGAAUCUCUAUUUAGAGGAAGACCAAUUAAAGUUAUGCCCAAGAGGACUAACAGACCUGGUAUUUCAACCACAAAUAGGCCACCAAGGGGACGAAGCUCUUUCAGAGGUUCUAGAGGUAUAGGUAGGGGUUUCUACUCAGGAUUCAGACCUUUAAGAAGGCCAAGGAGUUACAGGCGAGGAGCAUCAGCUUAUUAUGGACCAUACUAAGCCAGUCAUGUAUGUAAAGCAAACUUCAUCUUUAAAUCCUUUUUCCACUUAACCACCUUCCCUUAGAAUACACUCAAGUCAAUUUUUUGGAUCAGAAAAAAGAUGGAAAAAAAUGAAGUCAAAAAAAGAAGUUCGAAGAGACUCAUCAAAGAAAAAAGGAAAAAUUUUCGUUUUGCAAAUCAUUAAUCUCUGAAAAUAGACUAGGCUAACUGAAAAAAAGGUGUGAUAGUGAAAGUAAGAAUGUGUGGUUGCAAUUUUAUUUCAUAUCUGUGGUAUGAAACUGAUCAGGGAUGCGUGUUUGUUUCUUGUAAAGAUUUCCUUAUGCUCAGUUUGGAUUUUUCAUUUUAGAAUUAUUUAAUUUUGUUACAAGAUUUGCAGGUAUCAACUGUUUCGAUGGAUCCCCAUUUUUUAUUUUUAUUGAAAAGAUUCCUUGACUGUAUAAAAUGAUUUAUGUAUGACGAAUAAACUUAAUGAGUCUUCACAA